GCUCAGUCAGUCAGUCGUGCGCCGUUCACCUCGGGACUUGUGAUUUGCUAGUCGGUAGAUCAAAACUGAAAUAAAAGUAUUCGCUGUCUUUCAUAUAUUCCUACCUACCCUGAGAGCACACCGCAUACAUAGAACCACGGAAGUGUAAAACAAUUUCAGAACACUUAUUUCAUAUUUGCAUAAGUGAUUACCGAAGCUGAUACUGAGUUGUGGUGCUCAAACAAUUUGCAAUAUUUAGUUAAUUGAUUCCCGAUCACAUCGUACAACCUUACGCUUAAUAUCAGUGUGUGCAUGUGUAAUGGCGUUUUUGCGUUCAAUUUGUGCUCAACGUGCCACAACAAACUUAGUUUAUAGUCGCAAUAAGAGCAAUAGGAGCACAACCUCCGGUUGGAGUGUUAGAAGUAAGGCUACAACUGCCUCACCUAUAUCUGCAACAGCAGGAUCAGCGAGCCAUCAAGACUUCCGUCAUGACAUUGAUCGUGACCAAGACGAUUUAACAUAUUCAAAAACAUCAAAGUGUCAGAUAAAUCGGCGGCAACAGCAGCAUCGUGAACUCCUAAGCAAUAUCCUUUAUUCGCCAGAUCAUACGUCACGGCAUUCAGUGUUCACAAAAAGUUCUUUGAAUCGCUCUGUAGUAACUGCACGACAAGAGGCUGAGCCUGAAGUAAAACGGCCACGGUCACACAAGCCCACGCAGCAACAACAACCAGAUGUUCCAAUUAACCCCCAACGUGAUCCAUUGGAUGCCAGUUUCAAUGACCCUGUCGCGGCAUUCAAAAGCAAAACAACAUGGGAGUUAAUACGAGCCUAUUUGGUGUACGCUGUUUGUUCUAUUGAAACUGUAGUGGAUAAUAAUCACAAGUUGAUGAAGAUCGCCAACACAUUGCUCGGUGACAAGUUGUUUACAAUGCUGAUGAAGGCUACGUUCUAUGGGCAUUUCGUAGCUGGUGAAGAUCAAGUCAAAAUCAUCCCAACACUAGAAAGACUACGUUCCUUUGGCGUUAAACCAAUUCUUGAUUAUUCCGUAGAGGAAGAUCUCUCCCAGGAGGAGGCUGAGAAGCGUGAAGUUGAAUCUUCAGUUUCUAGCGUAGGUGACAUCAAAGAUGAUGGUGCGAUACCACAAUACCACGUGGACAAGUCAUUCGCGGAUCGUCGUUACAAAGUGAGCAGUGCUAGGACAUAUUUCUACUUAAAUGAAGCAACAUGUGAGCGUAAUAUGGAAAUAUUCAUAAAAUGCUUGGAAGCAGUAUCAGGCGCAACCUUUGGCACAGGUAUCACGGCAAUCAAGCUUACAGCCCUUGGACGACCACAAUUACUGCUUCAAGUCUCCGAAGUAAUUAUGCGCACCCGCAAAUACAUGGAGGACCUAGUCGGUGGUCAAGGCAAUGUUCUGUCUCAUCACAAGACGAUCAACGAUUUGGAAAAGUACUAUUCGAGCUUGGGUGACAAUAAAAAUGUACAAGAUUUCUUGAAGAAUGUUACGUCGGACAAGGAGGGUAUUCUUCACUUAUUCCCCUGGUCGGGUAUUGUGGACGAAGAUUCCCAAUUAAGUGAUACUUUCCGCGUUCCGGACCCACAAACAGGACAAAUGCGCCGAUUGAUCUCACAAAUUCCGCCCAAGGAAGAAGAAAUGUUUAGGAAUAUGAUUCGACGCGUCAAUACAAUUGUUAAGGCUGCAGCUGAGCUGGAUGUCCGCAUAAUGAUUGACGCAGAACAGACCUACUUCCAGCCUGCCAUCUCGCGCAUUACUUUAGAAAUGAUGCGAAAGUACAAUAAAGAAAAGGCGAUCGUAUUCAACACUUAUCAAUGCUACUUACGUGAAGCAUUCAAGGAGGUGUGCACCGAUUUGGAACAAGCGAAACGCCAGAAUUUCUAUUUUGGUGCUAAAUUGGUACGCGGAGCUUAUAUUGAGCAAGAGCGCGAACGUGCUGCCAGCAUGGAUUACCCAGACCCGAUCUGUCCCAAUUAUGAGGCGACCACUGAUAUGUACCACCAAACGUUAACUGAAUGCCUGAGACGAAUAAAGUUACUUAAGGACAGCGGAGAGGAUGCUAAAAAGAUUGGUAUUAUGGUCGCUUCACACAACGAGGACACCGUGCGAUUUGCCAUUGAAAGGAUGAAAGAAAUCGGAAUAUCACCGGAAGAUAAAGUGAUCUGCUUUGGUCAAUUACUAGGAAUGUGCGACUACAUCACAUUCCCGUUAGGUCAAGCUGGGUAUUCCGCUUACAAGUACAUCCCUUACGGACCAGUAAAUGAAGUUUUGCCAUAUUUGUCGCGGCGAGCCCAGGAGAAUAAGGGUGUUCUAAAGAAAAUCCAAAAGGAAAAACGUCUGUUGCUUUCCGAAAUCCGUCGUAGAUUUUUUACUGGUAAAAUAUUCUACAAACCUAAGGGGAAGUAUGUUCCCAUAUAAACUUGCGUCAUUGAAAUAAGUCCAUUACACAAAUGAAAAAAUAAAUGAAAAACAAACACAGACAUGAUGAAACAAAAGAAUGGUGAUGUCUAUUAUGAAAGAUACCUGGGGGUCACCAAGCACCGAACUCAUACGCAAAAUAUCAUGGCUGAACCAAAAAAAAA
This is a messenger RNA of Rhagoletis pomonella (apple maggot), 2574 nucleotides long. RefSeq names its product proline dehydrogenase 1, mitochondrial (gene slgA). Gene Ontology annotation, molecular function: FAD binding; proline dehydrogenase activity. The record is from RefSeq and is a predicted model, not a curated record. The transcript has 12 exons. Bases 299 to 2410 code for a protein of 703 amino acids. Gene Ontology annotation, cellular component: mitochondrion. Lineage: Eukaryota; Metazoa; Arthropoda; Insecta; Diptera; Tephritidae.